Schistosoma curassoni is the source of this 216-nucleotide messenger RNA. Lineage: Eukaryota; Metazoa; Platyhelminthes; Trematoda; Strigeidida; Schistosomatidae. The record is from the annotation of a GenBank genome assembly.
AUGGUGAAAAGAAAAGUAAGUGGAAAAAAAUCUACUUUAAUUAAUAUUCUCUUUUACAUUAAAGUUUGUUUUACUAUUAAAUUAUCAAAUUUACCAAAUAGUGGUAUUUGUAAAGCUGCCUGUUGGAUAAACAUUAAUUAUCAAUCGGAAGAAUAUCAUGUGAUUGUUUUAAAAAAAGGUCAUCUAAGUCAUCAUCAUAGAGAAGAAUCAGAUUGA